AUGUGCCAGGAGCCCGCAGUUGACAGCGUCUCAACAUUGGCUGCUGCCACCUUCGGACCAACUGCACUUCCCAUACCGCACAAACCGCCGUCCCUCCGCCCGCCUCUUCCUCGUCCUCUCCGCCGUCAACUAACUCUCACAAUUCUUCUUAACCACCACUUCCAUCCUCCUCCUCCCCUUUCUCUCCUCCUCCUUUUCCCCAUCCUCCUCCUCCUCCUCUUCCUCCUCUUACUCCGGCUUCUCCUCCUCCUGCCCUACUGCACCAACCACGGUCGCUCUGGUGGCCGUCACUCACGCCAGCAUCACACAUCCAUGACACAACAACAGACACCAUCCCCCCAACCUCCGUCUCCAGGGGUGAGGAGCAGGACUACACCUGCCCUCACUGCGACCGCACCUUCACCUCACACAUCGGCCUGGUCGGUCACUUGCGAAUCCAUCGCACAGAGACUGACGAACCAGUGCCUGGAACACCAACCUAUACCCACCAAGCUCGCCUCCACUGCCCACACCGCCCUCGCACUUUCACGCAUCGCAUAG
Spirometra erinaceieuropaei is the source of this 540-nucleotide messenger RNA. The record is from the annotation of a GenBank genome assembly. NCBI's taxonomy places the organism in Eukaryota, Metazoa, Platyhelminthes, Cestoda, Diphyllobothriidea, Diphyllobothriidae.